AUGACCGGCCUAAUCAACGCGAUAAUUUACGCAAAAGACACCGGGCGUACUUUUUUCCUCGAUGAUUCGAAAUGGAAUUACGGUCGUUGGGAUAUCUUUUUCGUGAAGUUGCCGAAACCAGGGUGCGUUCGUCCGGAUAAAACUAAAAAAGUCUAUGAUGGUCGUGAUGAUGAUGACGGUCAAGUAGUGUUUGCACAGUUCCCAGAUUACCCAUUAUUAAUGAAAGAUCUCAACAAAAUGGAUCGUUCGUUCACAAAUGCACCACAUCAGAUAAUGACUCAUUGGUCGUGGCAUUUAUUGGAUGAGCAUUUGCUUAGUAGAUACACAAAUACUAGUCGUGAUGGAGAUGAUGAUAACAAACAAGAAUCGGUACUAUCGAAAAUUUGGCGACCAAAUCGUGAAGUACGACGAUUGACACACGAUCAGUCUUAUGAAAUUGGCAUUCCGCAUAACCAUGGUGGAAUGCGUCCUGAGAAUCCUUAUAUCGCAUUUCAAAUACAUCACGACGAAGUCACUGUUUUCAUAACGAGCCGAAAAGAAAUAUCAGAAGUACGGCGAGCCCUAUCGUUUAGAAAACCCAAUUGGCAAUUUAUCACCUCAUUCGAAGAUGAACCAAUGUAUCGAUUUGACGCGGCUCAGAAACCCCGACUAAUGUCUUACCGACUAGAUUCGCGAAUAAAUUUCGGGAUGGCUUUGAUUGCCGAUAUCACAUUGAUGUCUCAAGCGGAUCAUUUAGUGUGUACUUUCUCGGCGCCGUUAUGUCGGUUUUUGGUAGUAUUAAAAGGAUGGAAGGCGGCUACAAUGAAUACAUGGGAAGCUGGAGGUACUACACCAAUUGAUGAUGGUACUAAUAAUGGAUGGUUCCCGACUUUGUACUCCAUUUCUAAAGAUGGCAAAUCGACUAAUCCUCAUAACGCUUAUUGGAUU
Molecule: messenger RNA, 927 nt
Organism: Ambispora gerdemannii
Lineage: Eukaryota; Fungi; Glomeromycota; Glomeromycetes; Archaeosporales; Ambisporaceae
Source: the annotation of a GenBank genome assembly